ACCUCGUAAUUUUGUUGCCCUGUUAACGCUGGUGUUCCGCGACCUAUAUGGAAUGACUUGUCACUGAGUUAUAGCGCGGUCACUAAGACGUACGGAACAGAUUGAGCACGUAGUCACAGAGAACUAUCAAACGGGGCGAUUGCUGGAUCCGAACUGUAUUUUUGGCUUACACGGGGCCUAAAGAAUAUUUGUUUCUUUCGUCUAGGACGCACACCAGCAACAAUUAAAUUCUGUAAGAACUCGAGCAGGAAAAGAAAGCGUUUGUCGACUGUACGGGACUUCUGGCCAGAAUUUAACUCAGCCGUUUUUUGCGUCUUUAUCCGUUCUUCUGCCUUUUCUCGGGUCGACAUUAAAAGACUUAUUUUUUCCUGAGCUGAGACUCUAAAUUUUGUUCUAUUUUGCAAAGUUUCUUAAAGAGUUCCAGUAUCUUUCAGGUUUUCACUAACUUAUAUUACCUUACUGCUGCGGUUUUUUUCUGUGGGUGAGGAACGCAAAGCACUUAAGUUUUUUGAACGCGUCUGUGAGUGACCUUAAAGUUGUAACUGUUGGUUGCUGACGGUAUAGUCUCGACUGACACAUAUCCUGUGACUUCUUACUGCAAAAACUGCGUUUUCGCGUAUCAGUCUUAUAUUAGCCCCGCUUGUUCUUUCGAUUUUUUUUUCCUGUAGUGGCAUGCUACAAAAUAUCAGACAGGCGAAGUAGUUUUCUUUUGAGAAGUCUGCUGUAACAGCGUUCUUUUGCCCCGUGUUACAUCCGUUCCACGUGAAAUACGCUGUUUCUAGGGCUUUCUUUCAUUUUGCUGGCUUCUGGAUACAACAAAAUACAGCCAGCUCUUCAAAUUACAAGAGUGCCCUCCCACUGCAGAUGCGUGAAUCUGUCAUUUCCACAAAUUACUGAAGAAUUUAACACACAAAUUUCAUUGCCGUUAAGAAUGAAACUCAAAUAAAUGCAGUGUAUUCACAAACUAGUUCCAGAAUAACCGAGGUAAAUACAUCCGCACAUAAACUCAAACUGAUCGACUAUAAUUUAAUGCCAACUUCAAUCAAGAAUUACACAGUGGUUUCUACAUUUUUCUAUCCAUUGUUGCCAACACGCUCUUCAUAUGCGAGCCUGCAGUUGCUUUUGAAAAAUAAGUGCUGUAGACGGAGUUAGUGUUACUGUUUCUUUUAAUCACUUUCAUUCUUCUCCAUAAGAGAAGGCCAUUGAGAAGUUUUGUUCUAUCGGUGUGAAAUCUACUUCUUUCUGUUGUAGGACAAUUUUUUUAAGUUUGCGGAGGUUGUUUCAUUUUAGUCUCGCCAUGAACGGGUAUCUGUGGAGCAGACAGUAACUUUUGUCAGGCUACCGUGUAAAGCAUGUCUGGAAUGUCUCAUCUUAGGCCCGGAUGUGUCAUUAGUCUAACGCACGGCUGACUGAACCGGCGAUAUAGGAGCGACGUGUGCCUCGUACCCCACCGCAGAACAUUCCGUGACUUUUACGAUUAGUGCAAAUGUACUACAGAGGUAUUGACUGUCACUUGCGGUUUACAUUCAGGGCCUUGCGCGAGUGAGCGCUAAGUGGCAGUCGCAGGUGAAGGGAGUGUCGGAAACGGAGCAUCGAUCUGGACGGGGGUGUGAGUUUUGGGACAGAGUGCGGCGCCAUGGGCAGCCGCCUCCACGCCGACGCUACGCCGCCCCCGCCGCCUCCGACGCCGCCCCCGGCGGCGUCCGGCCCCGGGCAGGCACCCGUACCGCUGUCGUUCGGCGUGGAGCGCAUCCUGUCGGGGGCGUUCCCUCGCCGCCGCCCCCACUCGCCACCCCCGCUGCUGCCGCCCCCGCUGCCGCCGCCCCCACACUGUGCCGCCGUCGCAGUCCCCACACCAGGUUUCCCCGUGCCGUGCGCAGAGUGCGUCAGCUCGCUGCUGAGGUGCUGCCGCCUCAGCGACGCCGCGCACCAGCAUCAACAUCAACAUCAACAUCAGCACCGCCACCAGCACCAGCAUCAGCGUCAGCACCAACACCAACAUCAGCAUCAGCAGCAGACGUACACGGUGCACAGCCCGCGCCCCAUACGGCCCUACACCAACAUCUUGCAGCUGUCCGAGGGGCACGGCUCUCCACCCGCAGUCUCCGGCGCCCUGCACGUGCACGCGGGGGCGGUAGGCGGGGGCGGCGGCGGCGGGGGCGGUGCGGGGACAGCAGGCGGCGGUGGCGCGACCGGGGGCGGCAAGCGCAAGCGGUCGUGGUCGCGCGCUGUCUUCUCCAACCUGCAGCGCAAGGGCCUGGAGAAGCGCUUCCAGCUGCAGAAGUACAUCACCAAGCCGGACCGGCGGCAGCUCGCCGCCACGCUCGGCCUCACCGACGCGCAGGUGAAGGUGUGGUUCCAGAACCGGCGCAUGAAGUGGCGCCACAGCAGGGAGGCGAAGGCGGCGUCCGCGCCGGCGCCCGCCCCCGCCGCCCCCGCCACCGGAGACGCCGCCGUCGACUCGACGCAGCGCGACCCGCCCGACGGCGACGGCGACGCGGCGCCCGUGGACGUGCAGGCCAUCGACAGCGGCUGACGCCGACGGCCGUGGCGUGGCAGGAUCAGGUCCUGCAGGAAGCGGCCCUUCGCUGCAGCCCAGCCACCCGGCGG
Molecule: messenger RNA, 2610 nt
Organism: Schistocerca gregaria
Lineage: Eukaryota; Metazoa; Arthropoda; Insecta; Orthoptera; Acrididae
Product: homeobox protein H2.0-like
Exons: 5
Coding region: 1637-2536 (299 amino acids)
Biological process (GO): regulation of DNA-templated transcription
Molecular function (GO): DNA-binding transcription factor activity, RNA polymerase II-specific; sequence-specific DNA binding
Source: RefSeq, a predicted model, not a curated record